CCCGCCUUCCUCUUUGAGGUGAGGCAGUCAUGGCUAGUGCGUGUCCCGUCCGAGAGCUCUCUGAGGAACUCACUUGUCCCAUCUGCCUGGACUAUUUCUGGGAUCCUGUGAUCCUCACCGAAUGCGGCCACAACUUCUGCCGGGCCUGCCUGACCCAGAGCUGGGGGGAGGCGGCAGCAAAAACUUCCUGCCCGGUGUGUAAACAAACGGCUCGGCCGAGGGACCUCCGGCCGAAUCGGCAGCUGGCGAAUGUUGUCGAAAUAGCCAAAAAACUCAGUCUCCAGGGGGCGGAAGCCGAGAAGCGACUCUGUGAGAAGCACCGGGAGCCCCUGAAGCUUUUCUGUCAAACCGAUGAACUUCUCAUCUGCAGGAUCUGUGACAGAUCCAAGGAGCACAAAAACCACGAGGUGAUUCCUGCUGACGAGGCUGCCCAGGAAUACAAGGAUAAGAUCUUGAACUUCCUGGAGACUUUGAGGAUGAAGAGAGAGAAAAUUCUGGUGUAUUUAGCAGACACUGAAGAUGAAAGCCAAGAAAUGCUUACAAUUAUGGCAUCAGAGAGGCAAAAGACAGUGGGUGAGUUCAGAAGUUUAUACCAGUUGCUGAAAAAGCAAGAAAACCAUCUGCUGGCCCAGAUAGAAGAGGUAGAGAAGGAGAUAGCCAGAAAAAGGGAUGACCACCUGGCCACGUUCUCUGAGGAGCUCUCCUCUCUUGAAAGCCUCAUCCUGGAGAUGGAGGAGAAGCAGCAGAAGCCAGUGAGUGAAAUCCUGCUGGAUAUCAGAAGCAGUUUGCAGAGAUGUAAGGAGAAGGAAAUUGUUGAGAAUCCAGUGGCUUUCUCUUCUGACCUGAGACAAAGGCUCCGGGACUGCUGUGAUAUUGGUCCCGUUCUGGGGGGUAUCGUGAAGCAAUUCAAAGACACUCUGGUUUCUGAACUUCAAAUGCAAAAAGCAAAAGUGACAAAGCAGCAGCUGCAAAGGUCUUUAGAGCCAGGGAAAUCUGUUCCUUCAAUCAACCUGGAUCCUACAGGCAACCCCCUGUCCUCUUGUCCGCCAUCGGCUGACUUAACUGAUCUGACUAUGGAAGCCUCUCUAACUGGCUCAAGGGCACCCCAUCAUAACGGCUGUAUUUUCACUGAUGAUACCAGGGUGCUAGAAAGGAUAUCCAUUAUCAAUUGAUUACUAGCUAGGGAAGCCACAAGGAAUAUCCACAUUGUCUCCUGGAACAUAGCUGGGUGGAAGACUAAAGUGAAUGACUCAGAUUUUUUGGACGUUUUGAAAUCCUUUGAUUGUGUCUUCCUUCAGGAAACAUGGGCGGAAGACAGUUUUAGACUGAUGGAUUUUAAAGUUUUUAAUCUCCCUGCUUAUAGAACUCAUUCUAAAGGUUGCAGUAAAGCAGGCCUGGCUGCUCUGGUGAAAUCCAACUUACCAUU
Molecule: messenger RNA, 1426 nt
Organism: Heteronotia binoei (common prickly gecko)
Lineage: Eukaryota; Metazoa; Chordata; Lepidosauria; Squamata; Gekkonidae
Product: zinc finger protein RFP-like
Exons: 7
Coding region: 30-1172 (380 amino acids)
Molecular function (GO): zinc ion binding
Source: RefSeq, a predicted model, not a curated record